AUGAACGUUAAAAAAUUUUCUGUGCUUUCAUAUAUUUGGAGAAGAAAACAAAAAUUGCAUAUUUCAAAUUUUUAUGAAAGUAUAAAUAACUUCCAAAUUUUUAAUUUUCCUUUUUAUAAAAAGAAUAAUUUUUUUAUCCCGUAUAGCACAUAUGUAGAAAAGAAUAUUGUAAGAAAUAGAGCGAGCGAAAUAGAUAAAGGCAUUCAGUUAACUAACGCUAAGGUUACGGACAGUGUGUGUAGUUAUAUCAGUAGUGACGAUUCAGAUGAUGAAGUAGAAGCAGAAGAAAAAGAAGUAAAAGAAAAAGGAGAAGAAAUAGGCGAAACUGUUGGGAAGGUCUAUCCCGAAAUUUCCUCUAAUACAAAUAGAGUUCGUGAUGAGAAAGCUUCUUCAUAUGAUAGAUCUGAAUUGAAAAAUAGCACUCACAUAGCUACACACAAGAACAGUAGUAGAAAAAUACCUAGUAGCUAUGAUAAAUAUGUUGAUUAUCUUUCGUACAAUAAUAAUUUGGUGGAAGCAACAAAUAACGACAUCGUAACGACAAAAUGUACUACUAAUUAUGUAGAUUUACAUGGUAAUAAAAAAACUAAUGAGGAAAGGAAUAAUACCAUUAGUGUGUGUAAAAAUAUGCAUUCUUCAUAUUCUAAUGAUGUUUCGUAUUUUAAUAAUUAUUCGUCUAUGAUGAAAGGAAGCAACGUGAAUGGUGAUAGUAAAAGUAAGGACUAUACAGAGAUGAAAUAUUAUUUAAAUUCAUAUAUAAAUAAAAAGGAAAAAGUAUAUAAUCCGAAUAAACCUAACAAGGUUAAUUCAUUGAGUGAAGAAUUAAAAAAGUUAGAAAUAUCAUUAAGGCCUUUACAGAACGAUAUUAACAAUGUAAAGUUGUUUCUUAAUUUUUUGCAAAAUGAAAUAAAUAAACAUUAUAAAAAUUGUCAUGUAACUCCAUUCGGUUCUAUAAUAAAUGGUUUGUGGACGAAAAAUAGUGAUAUUGAUAUAUGUAUCCAAAUACCUGUAUUACUUAAUAGAAAAGAUCAGGUAAAAUUUUUAAAAAAAAUUUGUUUAAUAUUAGAUAGUUUUAAUAAUGGAAUAAUUGAACAAAGGUUUUCAGCCAAAGUACCCAUUAUACACUUUUAUUGUAAAUGUUAUAAAAAUUCAUUUGAGUUAUCAUGUGACAUUUCAAUAAAUAAUAUAUUAGCAGUAAUUAAUUCAAAAUUAAUUCAAAAAUACGUAAGUAUAGAUAAAAGAUUACAAAUCAUGGGAAUAGCUUUAAAAUAUUGGUCAAAAAAUAGAAAUAUAAAUGAUAGAUCAAAAGGAUUUUUAUCAUCUUUUUCAUUAAUUUUAAUGUUAAUUCAUUUUCUGCAGUAUGUUGUGGAACCGAAAAUAUUACCAUCACUACAAGACAUUUCAUUUAAAAGAAAUGAGAAACCAUUUUAUGUAAUGGGUGUUGACUGCAAAUUUUGUCAAGAUGAAGCUGUUAUAAGAGAAGAAUUAAAAAGGAUGAAUAACUGUAACAGUUAUAGCAGUUAUGACAAUUGUGCCCGUGACAGAUACAGCUACAGUGGUAGUAACAGUAACAAUAAGAAUAACAGUUGCAAUAAUUUUGAUGUAGACAUUUCAACACUAUUAAUAGAGUUUUUUAAAUUUUAUGGCUAUAAGUAUAAAAGUGGUAUAAUAGCAAUAAGGGAUAUAAAUGAUUAUUACCAAAACUUCCAAGCAUUAAAAAAUUAUGAAUCUUAUUUUCUUUUUGUUGAUAAUCCUUUUGAAGUAGGAAAGGAUGUUGCAAAUGUUUUGCCUCAAAAUUAUAAGACUAUUGUAAAUGAAAUGAAGAGAGCAUAUAAAAUUUUAAAAAACAACGGAUCAUGGAAAGACGUAUGCUCUUUUAGCGAUAAUUUAAUUUAUUCCUAA
Plasmodium malariae is the source of this 1902-nucleotide messenger RNA. RefSeq names its product conserved Plasmodium protein, unknown function. Gene Ontology annotation, biological process: RNA 3'-end processing. The transcript has a single exon. Gene Ontology annotation, molecular function: nucleotidyltransferase activity. Bases 1 to 1902 code for a protein of 633 amino acids. The record is from RefSeq and is a predicted model, not a curated record. NCBI's taxonomy places the organism in Eukaryota, Apicomplexa, Aconoidasida, Haemosporida, Plasmodiidae.